Messenger RNA from Chaetomium fimeti, 2034 nucleotides. Its product is annotated as glycoside hydrolase superfamily. The coding region runs from base 171 to 1901 and encodes 576 amino acids. The record is from RefSeq and is a predicted model, not a curated record. Gene Ontology annotation, biological process: carbohydrate metabolic process. Lineage: Eukaryota; Fungi; Ascomycota; Sordariomycetes; Sordariales; Chaetomiaceae. Gene Ontology annotation, molecular function: hydrolase activity, hydrolyzing O-glycosyl compounds; chitin binding. The transcript is spliced from 2 exons.
AAAUCCGCGGCCAAGACCAUCAACACAAGCCGCCGAAGGAGUCAUGGUGUUGCUGUAGGCUGAGUGAGGAGGAAAAUGGCAUAAAAGGGGAGCCGCUGGCCGCGGUCUUGUCACCGGCCCAUGUUGAGUCUCACCAUCACCAGCUAGCUCCCCGCUCAACAGCAGACAAGAUGGGCCAAGAGUGUUCGACCAUUACCGUCCAGCAGGGCGACCUGUGCGGCUCGCUCGCGUCGAGGUGCGGCAUCUCGACGGCGGACUUUUACACGUACAACCCGGGCUCGACCUUCUGCAACACGCUCCAGGCCGGGCAGCUCGUGUGCUGCUCCGAGGGUUCGCUCCCGAACCUCAGGCCCGAGCCGAACCCGGACGGGACCUGCGCCACGUACGAGGUUCCGCCGGGAGAGUACUGCUCCCUCAUCGCCAGCAAGUUCCAGCUCACGGUCGACGAGAUCGAGACAUGGAACAGCAACAGCUGGAACUGGAAUGGUUGCGGUGGUUUGCAGAGAAACGCCAUCAUCUGCGUCAGCUCCGGCGACCCGCCCAUGCCGGCGCCCAUCGACACUGCUAUCUGCGGUCCCCAGGCCCCGGGCACCGCUCGGCCGAGCGACUGGUCCCAGCUCGCGACGCUAAACCCCUGCCCCCUGAAUGCCUGCUGCAACACCUGGGGCAACUGCGGCAUUACCCCUGAGUUCUGCACGCCGCCCAAGUCGGCCGGGCAGGUCGGGUGCAUCUCCAACUGCGGCACCGAGAUCGCCAAGAGCCCGAGCGCGCCGGCCGAGUUCCUCAAGGUCGGCUACUUCCAGUCGUACAACCUGGAGCGGCCGUGCCUGAACAUGCGGGCGGACCAGAUCCCGUCGGGGUACUCGCACGUGCACUUCUCGUUCGGCGGCAUCACCGACGACUUCGCCGUCGACCUGUCGGACUCGAUGGAGCAGUUCGAGCUGUUCGUCGAGCAGACGGGCUUCAAGAAGAUCCUGGCGUUCGGCGGGUGGUCGUACUCGACCGGGGGCGAGCCCCUGCCCAUCUUCCGCAACACCACCAACAACGCGGACCGGCUGCGGUUCGCGCGCAGCGUGGUCGCGACCGUCGAGCAGUACGGCCUCGACGGCGUCGACUUCGACUGGGAGUACCCCGGCGCGGUGGACCUGGGCGGCAGCCCGACGGACGGCGCCCAGUACCUACUACUACUCAGGAUGGUGCGGCAGCUGCUGCCCGCAGAAAAGACCGUCUCGCUCGCGGCGCCGGCGUCCUUCCACUACCUGCAGGGGUUCCCGAUCGCCGAGAUGUCGGCCGUGGUCGACUACAUCGUCUACAUGGCGUACGACCUGCACGGGCAGUGGGACUACGGCACCGACAACCAGGCCGGCUGCCCGGGCGGCAACUGCCUGCGCAGCCACGUCAACCUGACCGAGACCGACUACGCGCUGGCCAUGGUGACCAAGGCCGGGGUGCCGAGCGACAAGAUCGUCGUGGGGCUGGCCAGCUACGGGCGCAGCUUCAAGAUGGCCGACCGCAACUGCCGCGCAGACCCCAUGUGCCGGUACCUAGGGCCCGAUGAGAGGGGCUACGUGGGGCGCUGCACGCGCGAGCCGGGCAUCAUCGCGCUGGCGGAGCUCGAGGACAUCCGGGCGAUCGAACUCGAGGGGACGGUGUUUUGGUACGAUGAGGCCAGCGACUCGGACAUGGCGCAGUACAUGACCGACUCGUGGGCGGCCUACAUGACCGAGACGACCAAGGAGCGGCGUCGGGCGCGGUACCAGGGACAGAACUUUGGAGGGUCGGUUGACUGGGCCAUCGAUCUGACUGCUUUUGUGCCGGGCGAUCCUGGGAUUCGUGACAAGAGGGCUGUUGCCGCGAGGGGGGCGGCGUCGUUUAUGGACCGUCGGGCGGAGCAAGUGUAGUCGAGUGAAGUUGGUUGAACAGGCAUACGGGCAUUUAUUUUUCGUGUUAAAACAUAGGGUAUUACAGGGACUCUCCUUCCAGAUAUAAACAGUUUUCCUAUUGUGGAAGGGAUGGACCUGAUUCACGUGAUGG